AAUGUUAGGUAUUCCGUGGUAUUAUACAAAUGAUGCGUCGUGAAUAUCUACUCUGCACAUGAUCACACACACACAAGCACAUGAUCACCCCUUUUCUAGCUAGCUUAAACCGUACACCUAUACUUUGCUAUUAACAAGCACUAGCUAUGGCUGAGAGACAAGACCGUGAACAAGAGUACAUAUUCAGAAAUGUUCAACUCUUCAAGAAUGAUACCCUUGGUACUGGCUCCUACGGGGCAGUGUGUAAAGCCAAGUGUGACCAGCUACUCUGUGCUGCCAAGCUACUCUAUCCAGUGCUCUUCCAAAUAGCUGUUCCAGAUCCUGGCAAAGAACAUAGACACCCGUUUAGAAGAUUCGAAACAGAGUGUGCAUUUCUGAGUCGUAUCAACCACCCCAACAUUGUACAGUACUUGGGGACCUAUCGCGAUCCCGACACAAAUGCACCAGUUCUUCUCAUGGAGCUCAUGGACGAGAGUCUGACACACUUCCUGGAGUCAUCACCUGGAGACAUUCCCUACCACAUCCAAGUCAACCUCUCCUAUGACAUAGCUCAAGCACUUGCCUUUCUCCACUCCAAUGGAAUCAUCCAUCGCGACCUCUCCAGCAACAAUGUCCUACUAAUUGCAGGCACUCGAGCCAAAGUCACCGAUUUCGGGAUGUCCAAAUUCAGGGACAUAAAUGUCAGCCGACUAGCCACAAUGACCAAAUGCCCGGGAACACCAGCCUUCAUGUCUCCUGAGGCACUAAACGAACCACCAGUGUACACAGAGAAACUAGACAACUUCUCAUUUGGUGUGCUUGUAGUUCAGACCACAACUCGACAGUUUCCAAAGCCAACAGAUCGAUUCGAGAAUAUUCAAGUUCCCCAUCCACGAAACCCAGGUCGCACAAUUGAGGCUAAAAUAGCAAUCCCAGAACUAGAGAGAAGACAAGCUCACAUGAGCCUGAUUGAGCCCACCCACCCUCUACUGCCGAUUGCUCGUCACUGCCUCAAAGACAGAGAUGAUAAACGACCAUCUUCCCAACAGCUUUGCCAAACACUGGAUGCUCUCAAGAGGACACCACGGUACCAAGAAAGCUCCCAACAAGACCUGCACCAGAUGCUCAGAGAGAAAGAUGAACAAAUAACAGCUAAAGACAACCAACUACAAGCAAAUGAACAGAUUAUAAUGGAAAAAGACACACAGCUACAAGAAAAUCGAGAGACAACAAUACAAAACAAUGAACAGUUACACACACAAAAUAUUGAAAUUGGUGAACUCACUACAAGACUAGGCCAAGCAACACAAGAAAACCAAACCCUUCAACAUGAGGCUGAAGCCAGAGAGAGACAGCUGAGGAGACUCAACCAAGAGUUGCAAUCAAGUGAGGAGAACACUGCUGCCCUCCAACAAGCCAUCGAUCAACGAGACAGAGAAGUGACUCAGCUGAGACAAGUGUUGGCAAGCAAGAACGAGGAAUCUCACAAUCUAUCGACUCGAAUGCACCAAGUCGCACUGCAAGAUGAGCAAGCUACACCAAUGAAACCUGUUACAAUAGAGUCACUACCUGAUGCACCUGAUGGUAUUGGGUAUAGAUCAUCAUCAGCCGUGAUUGGAGACAAGGCAUACUUUAGUCCACACGGAAGUAAAACUGUUCAUGAGUUCAGCAACAAUCAGUGGUACGAGUUACCACCUUGCCCUAACCUGUACUUCACUAUUGUCAGUGUUAAUGACAUGCUCACAACUGUGGGGGGAUAUUCAGACACACAACAGUAUAGUAACAAACUCUACAGCUACAUUAACAACAAAUGGGUCGAACACUUCCCUCCCAUGCCAACCAAACGGUGGACACCUGGAGCUGUGUACGCUAACAACACACUUGUAGUGGUAGGAGGAUAUAGUCAUGCAAAACAUUUAAAUACUGUUGAGAUAUUAAAUACUGCUAACAUGCGAUGGUUUAUUGUUAGCUCACUACCUGUGCCAACCAAUCAAUCAUCAACAACGAUCUGUGGAGACUAUGUGUACAUACACCCACACAAUCAAGUGAAGUAUUCAGUGUACAAAUGCUCAUUAAGACAACUAACUCAAUCCCAGCCAAUCUCAGCUAUAUGGGAGAAGAUUGCCCCUUUGCCAGUUAGCUGGUCCACUCUUGUUACCAUCAAUGGCCACCUGCUGGCAGUGGGUGGGCGGGACUCCAAUGGAGAUAACACGAAGGACAUAUAUCAGUACAACGAGACAUCAUGGACUGUCAUCAGUCAAAUGUCAACACCUCGAGCAGCAUGCCUCACUGCUGCCCUCCUUGGGAACAAACUGAUGGUGGUGGGUGGAGUUGGUGCAGACAGAAAAUGUGAAGUAAUUACUUUUGUAUAGUUCCUAACUUGUUCUUUGUGUCUUAUUGUUAAUUUUGAUGAAAGUUGUGGUGAGCAAUAUAGAUUUGGGAGAUAAAAAGUUUAUAUUUUGGUGA
Halichondria panicea is the source of this 2445-nucleotide messenger RNA. Its product is annotated as probable serine/threonine-protein kinase kinY. Gene Ontology annotation, biological process: protein phosphorylation. NCBI's taxonomy places the organism in Eukaryota, Metazoa, Porifera, Demospongiae, Suberitida, Halichondriidae. Gene Ontology annotation, molecular function: ATP binding; protein serine/threonine kinase activity; protein binding. The record is from RefSeq and is a predicted model, not a curated record. Bases 147 to 2351 code for a protein of 734 amino acids. The transcript has a single exon.